Messenger RNA from Octodon degus (degu), 1588 nucleotides. It is a transcript of the gene Rraga, whose product is annotated as Ras related GTP binding A. Gene Ontology annotation, molecular function: GTPase activity; GTP binding. The record is from RefSeq and is a predicted model, not a curated record. Gene Ontology annotation, biological process: cellular response to starvation; regulation of autophagy; positive regulation of TOR signaling. Lineage: Eukaryota; Metazoa; Chordata; Mammalia; Rodentia; Octodontidae. The coding region runs from base 244 to 1185 and encodes 313 amino acids. The transcript has a single exon. Gene Ontology annotation, cellular component: Gtr1-Gtr2 GTPase complex; nucleus; lysosome.
UCGCGAGAUCGCUGCUGCGGUGGGUGGUGGCGGAACGCGGGGGCUCGGCGCUUUGCAAAGCCAGCGUUUCUGGAGGGCGCCCGCAGCCGGCUGUCCCAGGCGCGCUUUUCCGAGACAGCUGCCGCCGCGGCCCCUCGGCGUCCCCGAGCGCAGUCGCAGCCCGGCCGCAGGCCCGCUCCGCGCCCGGCUCGGCCGCGCCUAGGCCGCGCCCUCAGGCCCAGUCGGCGGCGGCCCCUGCGGGUGAUGCCCAAUACAGCCAUGAAGAAGAAGGUGCUGCUGAUGGGGAAGAGCGGCUCGGGGAAGACCAGCAUGCGGUCCAUCAUCUUUGCAAACUACAUUGCGCGCGACACCCGGCGCCUGGGCGCCACCAUUGACGUGGAGCACUCCCACGUCCGCUUCUUGGGGAACCUGGUGCUGAACCUGUGGGACUGCGGCGGCCAGGACACCUUUAUGGAGAACUACUUCACCAGCCAGCGGGACAACAUCUUCCGUAACGUCGAGGUUUUGAUUUACGUGUUCGACGUGGAGAGCCGCGAACUGGAAAAGGACAUGCAUUACUACCAGUCGUGUCUGGAGGCCAUCCUGCAGAACUCCCCUGACGCCAAGAUCUUCUGCCUGGUGCACAAAAUGGAUCUGGUGCAGGAGGACCAGCGCGACCUGAUCUUUAAAGAGCGAGAGGAAGACCUGAGGCGAUUGUCUCGCCCACUGGAGUGCGCUUGCUUUCGAACAUCCAUCUGGGAUGAGACGCUCUACAAGGCCUGGUCGAGCAUCGUCUACCAGCUCAUUCCCAACGUUCAGCAGCUGGAGAUGAACCUGAGGAAUUUUGCUCAGAUUAUCGAGGCUGAUGAAGUGCUGCUGUUUGAGAGAGCGACCUUCUUGGUGAUCUCUCAUUACCAGUGCAGAGAGCAGCGUGACGUGCACCGCUUUGAGAAGAUCAGCAACAUCAUCAAGCAGUUCAAGUUGAGCUGCAGUAAAUUGGCCGCUUCUUUCCAGAGCAUGGAGGUUAGGAAUUCCAACUUCGCCGCCUUCAUCGACAUCUUCACGUCGAACACGUACGUGAUGGUGGUAAUGUCGGAUCCGUCCAUCCCCUCUGCAGCUACUCUCAUCAACAUCCGCAAUGCCAGGAAACACUUUGAGAAGCUGGAGCGAGUGGACGGCCCCAAACACAGUCUCCUCAUGCGCUGAGGACUGCCAGUGCUCUUUAGGAAAACGCCGAAUUUCGUUUGCAUCCUUUGUUUUUAAUAUUGAUGAUGUCGUGUGCUUAGACGUGGGCUUCGCGAUGCGUGCUCCUUACUCCUUCCCCUGCUUUCCUCCUGUCCUCUAGAUUGUUUGGCACUACUUACUCAGCUGUCCAGCAGAGCUGCCAGGUGGCUUUUCUGAAAAGUGGGUGCGUGUAACACUACAGUAGGUGGACUGUGUGUGUUCCGACUGCCUGGUUAUGAUAUGCACAUGAGAGCCUUUAUCAGUAUCUUCCUGUAUUCCCAGAUUGCAGAGACGGAAUGUUACUAUUUUAUCAACAAGGUAUUAAAAUGCAUUUACAAAUUCUUGGCUUCGAUCCUUAAUAAACAUUUAAUGUUAGCAAUUUAAA